AUGGAGAAAGUGGCGGUUGAUUAUUUCUCGGAAUUAUUCACAACCACUUCACCAGAUGGUUUCUCGGAAAUUCUGGAGGGAAUCACGGGACAAAUUACAGAUACGGAUAAUAUUUUGUUGACAAAACCCGCGACAGAAGAGGAAGUACGAUCAGCGCUGUUUUUGAUGCACCCGGAGAAAGCACCGGGACCGGAUGGGAUGACGGCUUUGUUUUUCCAACGGUCAUGGCCUAUAAUUAAAAUGGAUAUACUCCGGUUCAUAAAUGAUUUUUUAGCUUCGGGAUGUUUUGAUAAGAGGCUUAAUAUGACGAACAUAUGUUUGAUCCCUAAGACCGAGAGACCAACCCGUAUGACAGAAUUACGGCCAAUUAGUCUCUGUAAUGUGGGGUAUAAGAUUAUUUCGAAGGUUUUAUGUGAACGUUUAAAAAAGGUGCUCUCCCAGCUGAUUUCCGAGACUCAGUCGGCAUUUGUCCCAGGGAGACUUAUUUCGGAUAAUAUUUUGAUAGCACAGGAGAUGUUCCACGGGUUACGGACAAAUAAGUCAUGUAAAGGGAAGUUUAUGGCGGUUAAAACGGAUAUGAGUAAAGCCUAUGAUAGGGUGGAAUGGCAGUUUGUUGAGGCUACUAUGCGAAAAAUGGGAGUUAUUGAGGAUUUCAACACGGCCUUACUCGCCAAACAACUAUGGCGCUUAUUGGAUAAUCCGGAGUCACUUUUUGCUAAAGUCUUUAAGGGGAGAUAUUAUCGGAACUCAUCCCCUCUAGACCCAAUACGGUCUUACUCCCCGUCCUAUGGAUGGCAGAGUAUGAUCUCGGCUCGACCUCUGGUUCACAAAGGGCUUAUUAAAAAGUUGGUUCAGGAUCUUCUAUCUCAGUAUGGUAUGAUCCAUGGAUUUCUGACUCUCGCCCGAGAAAUUGCUCGCAUUACGGGUAUUACAAUUGCAACGGGGUACAGAAAAGACACUUGUGGGUGGCUUUUCACCAAAUCGGGGCGAUAUACGGUUAAGUCAGGCUAUAGGGUUCUACAGGAGCUUGCGGAUGAAGAUGUGAUACCGGUAUUUGGGCCAGAUGUCCGUCGACUGCAAGCACAGUCAUGGAAAGUUAAAUGCACUACAAAGCUUCAACAUUUCAUUUGGCAGAUUAUCUCGGGAUGUUUAUCGGUCUUUUGGAGCAUUCUGGAGCAUAUGGGACAUGAGGAGCAUGGAGGGACUUGGCACAUGGAAGCAGCUCAACUGGACACGCAAAGGAAGAAGGGAGAAGCCAUCUUGAAGACCAGCUCGACCGUCCACUCGACCAACCGGUCGAGUUCCUCAACUCGACCGGCCAAGCUUCAACUCGAUCGAGCUGGAAGUCAAAGUCAAACCCGAAAAAUGUUGCUUCCCCCUUGA
Messenger RNA from Microthlaspi erraticum, 1383 nucleotides. The record is from the annotation of a GenBank genome assembly. Lineage: Eukaryota; Viridiplantae; Streptophyta; Magnoliopsida; Brassicales; Brassicaceae.